Molecule: messenger RNA, 2487 nt
Organism: Porites lobata
Lineage: Eukaryota; Metazoa; Cnidaria; Anthozoa; Scleractinia; Poritidae
Source: the annotation of a GenBank genome assembly
GGUACAACUUGGGUACAGGAAAUUGUCUGGCAGAUCUACAACGAGGGAGCAAUCAGCAGUGAAAAGCAAAUGUUUCGUUUCCCAUUCUUUGAAGCUUCCGCGUGCAAUGCUGACAAGCAGAUGUUUGUUGAUUUUAAACUCUACCAAGUCCUCGCCUGAUAAAGACCCACCUCACCCACAACACUACUCCAAGAAGUGCAAAUAAAGAUGCUCAGUGUAAAUACAUUUACGUCGCUCGGAGUCCAAAGGAUGUGGCAGUGUCAUAUUUUCAUUUCACGGAGCAUUUUAAAAAGAUUGGAAUGAGUGAUUUCAAUGGCCCAUGGGAAUUUUGUUGCAAGUUGUUUAUAGAAGGAAAGGCAGGUAAAUCAGUGAAAUAUAUCAGAACAAAAACUUUUGUCACAUUUUUAGGAAGAAGCACUUCUUAAUCCGCCCGGUUUCCAUAGCGAUUAUAUUGAAACCACUCUUCAGCGAUCGCAGCGACAACGAUCGCUGAGAUAGAUCGUUUUCUAUCUCAUAUGAUGUCUUAAAAGUUAUAAAUUUUCAAAACCCACCCGGUCUAUCUCUUAUUCUAAAUAUCUCCAGUAAAAUAACUCAGGUAACUUAGUCUCGGGGAUUAAUCAAAAAUAUUGGCCUCGCCUUAAGUGAAUAAUCGUCAAAUAUAGGCAUUUUUUGGAAACAUAAGGAACCAAAGACGACAAGUCCAAAGACUUCUGCAAAGCUGAUUCAUAACAACGUGUAUUGUUUUUUUAUAACAAUAUUUCUGCAUGCCAUACCAGCCUUCUUCAGGUUUACAGAAGGCUGGUAUAGCCAGCCGAAAUAUUGUUAUGAAAAAACAAUACACGUUGUUAUGAAUCAGCUUUGCAGUAGUCUUUGGACUUGUCGUCUUUGGUUCUUGAUAUUUUGGCUGAUUAGAUCUCUUUUCUAGAGAUCCAACAUUUUUAACUAGCAGGAUCUUCGUCCACGGUUUUUGCAGUUAAUUUAAUCCUUUAUUAUAUAAAACAUAGCCUGCGUAGCAGGCGUCGAAAGGGGUAGGGGAUAGGGAGGAAGGGAAAUAGGGAGGGGCCACGCAGGCUAUAUAUUCACACCAUAAUGCCAGUUUUGUUUUGUGAAGUUGCCUAUCGGCGCCUGGAAUGAUCAUGUUCUUGGCUGGUGGAAACAUAAGGAUGAUCCUAAUGUCUUGUUUCUCAAAUAUGAAGAUUUACACAAGGUAAUGUUCUCUUACAAUAAUAACUCGAUAACUCUUAGCUCGGUGGCUAGUUUGAUAUCUUAUACGCCUGCCGGAGAUUGAAUCCUGACUAUGUGAGGGGGUGGAGGGAAGUCAAGACAAGACAAUAUUUAAUAUUUAUAUUUAUUUCUUUCUCAGGAUCAACUCGGGAAGAGUUUGGGCGGGAAAUUCUACUUUGGAGCUUGGACUAGGCUCGAUUUCCGGGGGAGUACUCCCUAUAAUUGCCUGUACGUGGAGGCUCCACUCGAAAGGGGAGCCUUUUUACGCGUCAGGUAUGUAAAAGGGUAGGGAUUUCACUAGCAAGUACGCAAGCAAUCAAGAGGUUUGGACUUGGGGGCGGAGCCUUCCCGUAUAAAACUUUCUUGAGUAUCUCCCGGUGCUCAAUUACCAGCCGCUGUUUGAGAAAUGUGAGGGCGGCGGAAAUGGAGCCUAACUUUGGUUAAAAUUUUAGAAGGACUUGCAAUGGAAUGAUUCGCUUUUCUAGGAAAAGGCCAAUAUGUAAUGAAGAAUCUCUUUGAGGAUUUUGAAACGCUCGAAUAGUCAAGAUAAUAUAAUGAAUCGAAGUAAAAUUCUCUACUAAACACAGCCUGCGAGAAAAGUAGUGUUUGCUUCUCUCAAAUUCAUUCUUUUAGUAUCUUAGGGAGAUAGUUGAUACUAAAAGUUUUUCAAGUAAUCUUUAAGUUAUCUAAGUCAUCUAUAAUGAACACUCCAGCCGAAAAUAUGGAUACUGCGACCUUAAACUACUACCCCGUUAAAAAGAAAUAACUAUAUAUGACUAUGGAGGAGUUUCUAGGGGAUUACAUCCCUGUCCGGGACUCAGAUCGUUUUUCUUUGUCCCCUACGUACUAUCGCAAAUUUUGAAAGCAGUCAAGUGCUGUUUGAUUAGAACUAAAAUUAAUUAAAUAACUUUAAAAAAACUAACCAACUUCCUCUGAACCUCAAUGAAAAUUAAAUCUAAACAAUACAACUGUCAUUCCUCCUAGGAUCUACCGUCCCAUGUACGAAUAAUUGCGAAUUUCCUGAACAAGCCGCUCUCAGAUGAACUCAUCAAUCGUAUUGCAGAGCAGUGCACUUUCAAGGGGAUGAAAGAAAAUGAGAACAGCUACAAGACAAGGGACGACGUUCAGAGUUCGCCGUUUUUACGGAAGGGCGUGGUCGGAGGUUGGAAAAGUUACUUCACUCCAGAACUGAAUGAGAGAUUUGAAAAGGAAGUGUUGGGAAAAAUAAAAGGAACUGGAUUAGUGUUUGAUUUUGAGAUAUAG